Molecule: messenger RNA, 1299 nt
Organism: Microthlaspi erraticum
Lineage: Eukaryota; Viridiplantae; Streptophyta; Magnoliopsida; Brassicales; Brassicaceae
Source: the annotation of a GenBank genome assembly
AUGGAUGAUGAUACUGGGCUGGAGCUCAGCUUAGGUCUCUCUUGUGGAGGAUCAUCAGGGAAAGCUAAAGCUAACAACAACACUAGUAAUAAUGCUGGAAGCUCCUCUGAGAACCACAGAGUAGAAGGAGGCGAUAGAAGCGCUAAAGUGAUUGAUGACUUCAAGAACUUCCUCCAUCCAACUUCUCAAAGACCAUCAGAGCCGAGUUCUGGCUCUCAGAGAAGCGACUCGAAUCAACAACCUCCGCAGAACUUCUUCAACGACCUCUCCAAAGCUCCUGUCAACGACGGUGAAGCUUCCACGAAACCUUUGUGGGUGGAGGACGAGACACGGAAAGAAGCUGGAAGCAAAAGGAAGUUCGGGUUUUCAGGGAUGAACGAUGAAAAGAAGAAGGAGAAGGACUCAUCAUCAUCACACGUUGUUGAUCUGCACGAGAAGAAGACCAAAGCUUCUCAUGUUUCAACCGCUACAGAUGAAGGAUCAACAGCUGAGAACGAAGAUGUAGCAGACUCUGAAGCAGGAGGCGGUGGUGGAGGUUCUUCUUCUAACCUCGCAAAGGACGUGACUCGUCCUAACGCUGAUACAAACAUUGUGGACAACUUAGCUGGUCAGAGGAAGAGCAGUAACCAUGGAGGAACUAGCGCUGAUGAGUUUACAAUCCGGAACAUGAGUAGUUACACCGUACCUUUCACAGCUCAUCCGCAGAAUGUCGUCACUAGCUUGCCUUACUCUGCUAAAGAGUCUGCAGCGGCUACGAGUCUAAUGCAGCCUAGUGCUAAUCCCGGGAAUCUCCCAGUUAUGUUCGGAUACUCACCGGUUCAGCUCCCUAUGCUUGAUAAAGACGGUGCAAGUGGGAUUGUUGCUCUUUCUCAAUCUCCGUUCGCCGGAAGAGGCCCAUCAAACUCAGCUACUGCGAAAGGCGAGGGAAAGCAGCCUGUUGCAGAAGAAGGCUCGUCCGAGGAUGCAACAGAACGGCCAACAGGAGACAACAACAACAACAACAGUAAUGCUGCUUUCUCAAACGACUUUUCUGCCAUUAAACCUGGAAUGGCUGCAGAUGUGAAGUUUGGGGGAUCAGGAGCACGUCCAAACCUGCCGUGGGUCUCAACCACUGGUUCAGGCCCGCACGGCCGGACUAUCUCUGGUGUCACAUACCGGUACAACGCGAACCAGAUCAAAAUCGUAUGUGCUUGCCAUGGCUCGCACAUGUCGCCUGAGGAGUUUGUUAGGCAUGCGAGUGAGGAGUAUGUUAGCCCUGAAUCAUCCAUUGGGAUGACCGCUGCGUCAGCUCACACCUGA